CCCUGCGCAGCGGCGCGCCCCUCAGAGUCGCGCGGCGACCAAUGAAACCAUGGAUGCAGCCGAUGGCAUCGAGCACCGCCCCGCCGGCGGCGCCCGGGAUCGGCGAGGAGUGCGGCGACUUCAAGCGCGGCGCCUGCUUCCGUGCGUCGUGCAAGUUCUUGCACGGCGGGAAGCCCGCCUCCGAGGCGGCGAGUGCCGUCGCGAACGCCAACGGCGGCGCCGCUGGCCUGCCCACGCCGCGUGCGGCCGGUAGUUUUGUCGCUCCCGACGGCCUCGAUGUCAAGCUCUUCGACCCGACCACAGGCUUUGGUCUCUUUGGCACGCCCGUGUGGGGCACCCGAUACGGCUCGACGCAGCCGCUGCAAAAGAUUGAAAACGUGCGGCCGCUCUGCAUGGACUUCUUCAAGUCGGGCUUCUGCAACCGGAAGGGCCCGCACAACCAGGGCUGCCUCUUCCGCCACGACGAGAUCGAGGGCAAGGGCAAGAUCGAGGUGCCGAGCGCCUUUGACAAGGAGUCGACGUGGGAGGUGGACCGGUUCGGGCUCGAGGCGACGGGGCGGCUGCGCCCCGCCGGCGCCGGCUCCACCUCGCUGCAGGAGUUGACCCAGGCGGCGGCGGAGUACGCGGCUCGGCGCAAGGCGCAGCUCGAGGCGGAGGAGAAGGCGGCCGCGGACGCCGCUGCGGCGGCUGAGCGGGCGGCGGCGGCGGCGGCGGCGGCGGCAGCUGCGGCACCAGCGAGCAGCGCGCCUCUUCCCGAGGGGUGGAGGGAGGCCAAGGCUCCGGACGGGCGGACCUAUUACUACCACGCGGCGACGAAGGAGACGAAGUGGACUCGGCCGACGGCAGCGCCGGGAGCGGCGCCGACGCCGCUUCCCGAGGGGUGGAAGGAGGCCAAGGCUCCGGACGGGCGGACCUAUUACUACCACGCGGCGACGAAGGAGACGAAGUGGACUCGGCCGACGGCGGCUGCGCCUGCGUCAGCACUUGCGUCAGCGCCUGCAGCGGCCACCAACGGCCACGGAGGCGCGAGCACGGCGGAAGCGGCGGACGAGCCCGCAGCCAAGCGCGCGAGGCCCGACGCGGGGGCUGACGCCUCCGAAUGAUGUUGAUGAGUCCGUUUUCGGCCUCCCUUUGGACACUUGUCGCCCUCCUACGCGCACGAAGACACACGAGACCACACGCGGUGCACGGGCACGCCCUGGCCGCGCGAUAGGCGUACAAAUCGUGUCUGGCCGCAUAGGUGAUAGGAGAAACACAGCAAGAGGUGGGGUCGGGUCGGCCCACGCAUGUCGUUGUCUUCAUAUAUGUUGCGUACAGUAUUCAGGUCCGGUGUU
Messenger RNA from Emiliania huxleyi CCMP1516, 1334 nucleotides. RefSeq lists its product as hypothetical. Gene Ontology annotation, biological process: mRNA cis splicing, via spliceosome. The coding region runs from base 42 to 1103 and encodes 353 amino acids. The record is from RefSeq and is a predicted model, not a curated record. Gene Ontology annotation, cellular component: U1 snRNP; U2-type prespliceosome. The transcript is spliced from 6 exons. NCBI's taxonomy places the organism in Eukaryota, Haptophyta, Isochrysidales, Noelaerhabdaceae. Gene Ontology annotation, molecular function: RNA binding; protein binding.